UAGAGCUUCGGAAAUGGCUCUACAAAUUAUAAACCUGAUCUUAGAAGGCUAAAAGUUCUGUGCAGGACAGCUGGAAUUAGUUAAGUACUGGGACCACUGCUGAUUUGGCUGCAUCCUCCAACAUGACCAAUCCUCAGCCUACAAUAGAAGGUGGUGUUUCAGAAGUUGAGAUAAUUUCACAACAAGUUGAAGAAGAGACCAAAAGCAUUGCUCCUGUACAGCUUGUUAAUUUUGCUUAUCGAGAUCUACCCUUAGCUGCACUUGAUCUGUCUGUGGCAGGCUCCCAGCUUUUGUCAAAUUUGGAUGAGGAGUACCAAAGAGAAGGAUCUAACUGGCUAAAACCGUGCUGUGGGAGACGAGCAGCUGUGUGGCAGGUAUUUUUGCUCAGUGCAAGUCUCAACAGUUUCCUGGUAGCCUGUGUAGUAUUGGUGGUGAUUCUUCUGACUCUGGAACUCCUAAUAGAUAUAAAGCUUCUCCAGUUUUCAAGUGCUUCACAGUUUGCAGGAAUAAUUCACUGGAUCAGCCUAGUCAUCCUGUCUGUUUUCUUUUCAGAGACUGUUUUGAGGAUUGUGGUCCUUGGCAUAUGGGAUUAUAUUGAAAACAAAAUAGAGGUGUUUGAUGGUGCUGUCAUAAUCUUGUCCUUGGCACCAAUGGUGGCCUCAACAGUGGCCAAUGGCCCCAGCAGCCCAUGGGAUGCUAUCAGCCUUAUUAUCACACUACGAAUAUGGAGAGUGAAGAGGAUCAUUGAUGCCUAUGUCCUUCCAGUGAAAGUGGAGAUGGAGAUGAUGAUUCAGCAAUAUGAGAAGGCAAAGGUUAUUCAAGAUGAGCAGCUGGAAAGACUAACCCAGAUCUGCCAAGAACAAGGGUUUGAAAUCCGACAGCUGCGGGCUCACCUUGCCCAGCAAGACCUGGACCUGGCUGCAGAGCGAGAGGCUGCGCUGCAAGUCCCCCAUCUUCUGAACAAGCAGAGCAGCAACAGAUACAAGGUAGUGGCGACUGAAGAUUCGGAUGAUGAAGCCACCGAGAACAUCACUGAGUUACGACCGCCACGAGAGGAUGACAUGAAUAAUUACAUCAGUCGCUACUACCAUGAACCCAGCAGUGACAGCGGCGUUCCCGAAGCAGCCCUCUGCGUGGUCACCACAGCCGCGAUCGACGUCCACCGCCCCAACAUCUCCUCCGACCUCUUCACGGUGGAGGUGCCCGUGAGGCUGGGCAGCACCGGCACCUCCGCCAGCAUCACGUCGGGCAGCGUCUCCCGCUCGACGGGCAGCUCGGGCCCGCGGGCCCCCAGCGAGAGCAGCCAGACGGUGGGUUCCUCCCCGGACUGCAGCACGGCCUGCGAGGAGGCCCCGCAGGGCGACCCCGCGCCCGUGCGGCAGCGGGUGGCCUGCGCCGUGGUGCAGGAGCUGCUCUCGUCCCUCACGGAGGACGCUAGCUUGGCGCAGAAGGGGCUGGAUCCCGUCAACCUGAAGCUGCCCAGCCCGGCAGGCUCAACCGGGGCUAGCCCCAACCUUGGCCACCGGCUCAGUGUGCUCAACCGCAGGAACCAGGAGAGCCUGGACGUCUUCCAGCUCAAGCCUCUCAUCGAGCGGCCCCAGGGUGCGCCCGUCAUCGAUGACAAGUUUGGGGCGCUGGGGGCACCGGAGCGGCGGCUGGGCAGGGUGCCCGAGGCGUAG
Tinamus guttatus (white-throated tinamou) is the source of this 1679-nucleotide messenger RNA. RefSeq names its product transmembrane protein 266 (gene TMEM266). Gene Ontology annotation, molecular function: voltage-gated channel activity; monoatomic ion channel activity. Gene Ontology annotation, cellular component: plasma membrane; dendrite. Lineage: Eukaryota; Metazoa; Chordata; Aves; Tinamiformes; Tinamidae. The record is from RefSeq and is a predicted model, not a curated record. Gene Ontology annotation, biological process: transmembrane transport; monoatomic ion transport.